Mucor velutinosus is the source of this 1251-nucleotide messenger RNA. RefSeq lists its product as uncharacterized. The transcript has a single exon. NCBI's taxonomy places the organism in Eukaryota, Fungi, Mucoromycota, Mucoromycetes, Mucorales, Mucoraceae. Bases 1 to 1251 code for a protein of 416 amino acids. Gene Ontology annotation, biological process: medium-chain fatty acid catabolic process. Gene Ontology annotation, molecular function: flavin adenine dinucleotide binding; medium-chain fatty acyl-CoA dehydrogenase activity. Gene Ontology annotation, cellular component: cytoplasm; mitochondrion. The record is from RefSeq and is a predicted model, not a curated record.
AUGCUUAGAACCAUCCAAAAAGUAGCCCGUCCCUGUGUGCGUUAUUAUUCAUCGGAAGCCGCACCUCUGGGUAUGGGAUUCUCCCUGACAGAGGAACAGAAAUCGAUUCAACAAAUGGCUCGUAAAUUCACACGUGAAGAGAUCAUUCCUGUUGCUGCUGAACAUGACAUUACUGGCAAAUACCCUACUGAGAUCAUCAAGAAGGCCUGGGAGCUUGGUCUUGUCAAUACACACGUGGAAGCUAAAUAUGGUGGCAUGGAUUUGGGAGUUUUGGAUAGUGCCAUCAUCUCUGAGGAAUUGGCUUAUGGUUGUACCGGUAUUCAAACUGCCAUUGAAGCCAACAACUUGGCAGAAGCGCCUCUUGUGGUCGCUGGUAACGAUUUCCAAAAGAAAAAGUACCUGGGACGUAUGACGGAAGCUCCCUUGGUGGCAUCGUACGGCGUUACUGAACCUGGUGCUGGUUCUGAUGUGGCUGGAUUGACUACUUCUGCCGUCAAGAAAUCAGAUGGCAGUUGGGUGUUGAACGGCCAAAAGAUGUGGAUCACCAACUCGGGUCAUGCUAAUUGGUUCUUUGUGCUUGCUCGUACUGACGCUAAUGCAAAUACUGGUAAGGCCUUUACUGGUUUCAUUGUGGAUGCUGAUACACCCGGUAUCACUGUGGGACGCAAGGAGAUAAACAUGGGCCAACGUGCCUCUGAUACCCGUGGUGUUACAUUUGAGGAUGUUGUGAUUCCUGCAGAAAACGUAUUGGGCUCAGAGGGUCAAGGUUUCAAGAUUGCCAUGAAUGCUUUCGAUAUCACUCGUCCUUUGGUUGCUUCUGGUGCUGUAGGCUUAGCCCGCCGUGCCAUGGAAGAAGCCACACGAUAUGCUUUGGAACGCAAGACUAUGGGCAAACCUAUUUUCAACCAUCAAGCAGUGUCCUUCAUGUUGGCUGAUAUGGCCAUUGGUAUCGAGAGCGCUCGCAUGAUGGUGUAUCGUUCUGCCUUUAUGCGUGAUAAUGGAGAGAAGAACACAUGGCACGCCAGUAUUGCCAAGGCCUUAGCUGGCGAUGUGGCAAACAAGUGUGCUGCUGAUGCCGUUCAAAUCUUUGGUGGCAAUGGCUUCAACACUGAAUACCCUGUUGAAAAGUUGAUGCGUGAUGCCAAGAUCUUCCAAAUCUAUGAAGGCACUGCACAAAUCCAACGUUUGAUCAUCUCGCGUGGUUUAGCAGAUGCAGUCAAAUCUGGUGCUGAUGCUCUUGGUGGUUUUUAG